GUAUUCAUGUCUAGUACUAGCGUUAGGUUGUCUACAGUAGCUAGCUCUAGCUCAGUAACGUUUAAUUACGUUUAAAGACUUACUGUAGCAUUUCAAUUACGGUAGCUAGAUUUGCGCUAUUUUAACUAUCAUCUGCCUUAAAUUAAUCGCGUACUCUGUUGCUGGCUACCGACUCGGUGGCAGCGCGCAUAGCCUAGCUACAACUGUCCUACUAGACCUAGUAGGGAAAAUGGAUGGAACGCCGAAGCCUCCGAUGCGGGCCCCACGUAUUUACGUGGAGAGAACAUUGGCACUGAUCAAGCCCGACGUCAUCCAUAAGGCCGAGGAGAUCGAAGACAUCAUUCUGAGGUCUGGGUUCACCAUCCUACAGAAGCGCAAGCUGCAGCUGACCCCAGAGCAGUGCAGUGACUUCUAUGCAGAGCAGUAUGGGAAGUUGUUCUUCCCCAGCCUGACGGCCUUCAUGAGCUCAGGCCCCAUCAUCGCCAUGACGCUGUCACGGCAGCAGGCCAUCGCUCACUGGAAGGCUCUCAUUGGUCCCGUCAACAGCACCAAGGCCAGGGAGACGUAUCCUGAAUGUCUGCGAGCCAAAUAUGGCACCUCUGACCUUCGGAAUGCACUGCAUGGCAGCGAAGCAUUCUCCUCUGCAGAGAGCGAGAUCAAGUUCAUGUUCCCCAAGUCCGUGAUUGAGCCCAUCCCCAUGGCAGAGGCGGCUCAAGACUACCUGUUCAGGUUUGUGAGCCCCACUCUGCUGAGUGGACUGACAGAGCUCUGCAAGCAGAAGCCUGCGGACCCCUAUACCUGGCUCGCUGAUUGGCUGAUCAAGAACAAUCCAAACAAGCCGAACGUGAAUGACGGAGCAGAGUGACAGCAGAGCUCAUUGAUAGAGGACAACAUCUCGGUUUUAAUUGGUCAAGGGGAUAGAAUGAACUGCUCUCUGUCUUCACAGAUCUGGUUACUAUGUAUUGUUUUAAAAGGAAAUUAGAUGGUUAGUGUAACGAUGAUGACAUAAGAGUUUAAUAGUCUGGGUUGGUUGACUACACAUAUAUUUAUGUGUUCUGUACAGUAUGUUAGUGCACAGUUAGGGUUAUGUUUUUUACACUGACAUGUUCUGACUUGAUCGAAUGUUUACAAAAUCUUAUGUUAUUGCUGCAAAUAAAAUUUGUUUUUAUUCACUGUCAA
Molecule: messenger RNA, 1179 nt
Organism: Osmerus eperlanus (European smelt)
Lineage: Eukaryota; Metazoa; Chordata; Actinopteri; Osmeriformes; Osmeridae
Gene: nme5
Product: NME/NM23 family member 5
Exons: 5
Coding region: 230-865 (211 amino acids)
Biological process (GO): cilium movement; CTP biosynthetic process; UTP biosynthetic process
Cellular component (GO): cilium
Molecular function (GO): nucleoside diphosphate kinase activity
Source: RefSeq, a predicted model, not a curated record